Molecule: messenger RNA, 1668 nt
Organism: Pyricularia pennisetigena
Lineage: Eukaryota; Fungi; Ascomycota; Sordariomycetes; Magnaporthales; Pyriculariaceae
Exons: 5
Coding region: 1-1668 (555 amino acids)
Molecular function (GO): GTPase activity; GTP binding
Source: RefSeq, a predicted model, not a curated record
AUGGGUUCGAUGCAAUGGACCGAUGAAGAGGCCAACUAUCUAAAGGCUAUCUUCACGUGGCAGGAGAUACAAGGCGAUAACAAGACUUCAGAUCGAACGAGCAGGCUGAGCCGGUUUGAGGCACAGAAUCGGCGCCCUGAAGAUGUCAGGAGAGAGGGGAAGACGGAGAGGGAUUUUCGUGUACUUAUUGUCGGCGCCAAAGGCUGCGGAAAAACAAGUCUUCUCACCAGGUUUGCUCUCAAUACCUUCGAAGACGGCCCUGAUCCCAAGCAAGGGAAACUCGAAGGCGGUUGCCGACAGCCGAUCCAGAUCAAUGGUCUCAACUACAACGUGGAUGUACUCGAAUUACCAUCCAAGCAUCUCACCACCAACCUGAUGCUGGAACAAGCACUGGCGAUCACCGAAGGCGCGGUGCUGCUGUACGACACAACAGACAAAGACUCACUCGAGCUUGCGAUCCGCGUCCAGAGGUUUAUAAGUGGCUCAUUCCGGAGCAGCAAUCCAACCAGCCGUGGGAUUCGUCGGGAAUAUGGCCUGCUUCUCGUCGGAAACAAGAGCGAUGUCGAUGAUGAGGAACGCGUGGUGGCUUGGGCCGAGGGUUCCAGGACUGCCUCCGCGUUCGACAUGAGCUGCCCCUUUCUAGAGAUAAGUGCAAGGACUGGUGACAAUGUCAAAGAAGUAUUCCCUAUCAUCUGUCAAGAGAUACUCAGACUCAGCCAAAAGCGCAGGAAACGUCAAGAGGAGGCCGAAACGGCUGCACUCCUCAGGCUCGAGACACAAGCUGGACUGCAACCGCCCAUCAUGCCCCGACCAGACCUCUCUGAGGAGCUGGGGGUCCAAUACCGUCGCAUUCCAGUCCUCUCAAUCGGGCGCGACGUCUACCUGGACACGCGCCUGAUGCUCUCCAAGCUGGAGGAGACGCAUCCAUCUGUGCCCAAACUGGGAGCGUCAGAGCCUCAGUCAAAGGGCGUCCAGCGGCUGCUUGCGGCGCUGACGCUCGACACGGGCAUCUUCUUCGCGGCCAUGGGCCUCCUGCCUCGUGACCUGCCGGUACUCAAGGACCCCAAAUUUCAAAAAGACAGGGCCAGCUUCAUCGGCGACCAGCCGCCGGGAGGGUGGCUGUCGCGGGCCGACGCAAUCAACAAGAUCCGAGACGCGAUGGAGCUGCUCGAGACGACUUUGCUUGCAGACGGACGUGACUGGAUCUUGCAAACAGAAAAGCCCAGCCUCGCCGAUAUCGAGGCCAUCUGGCCGUUUCACUGGCUCGUCACUCUGCCCGGAAGCCCGGCUCUCCCCGCAGACCAGGUCUCUGCGGAGCUGUUCCCCCGCGUGUUCGCAUGGAUACAGCGGUUCGACAAGGCCGUAGGGGCGGCCGGGUCAUCCGGGCCCAAGCCCCGUAAAUUAAAUGGCAAGGAGGCUGCACAGCUGAUCCUCGCCUCUCGGCAAAACGAGGACUACGCCGGGGCUGAACCGACCGCCGCAGAUGGCGAGGGCCUGACCAGGGGCUCCAUGGUGAGGCUCUGGCCGACCGACACGGGAAGUAAACAUCGGGACGCCGGCAAGCUGGUUCACAUGGACCAGGCUGAGAUCGUGAUCGAGAACCUUCGCGGGAUUCGGGUACACGCGCCCCGACAGGGCUUCAAGGUGCGGGCUGAGGCUGGACUGUAA